GUCUUUCAUCACGGCCCGCAGUUUAAAACUGUCAAGUGGCUGCUAGGGUAGCGGCUUUGCUUGCUGUGGUCGCGGAGGCGACGCGGGAGUCGCCGCGAGUGAAGAGUCGGGGUUUGACGGAGACGCAUUUGUGCAGAAUGUCAUCUGACAAGGACAAGUAUUCACUUCACGUUGCUUACAAUGACUCUUCUGAUCAUGGCAGUUCUGUCUCCACGGACCUUCAGGACGAAUAUGAGGAACUGCUCCGCUAUACUAUUGUGAAUCCAAAUGUUGAAUCCCAUGCUUCACAGCCAUCUCAGCCUAAGGGAGAAGUGGCACCAGAUAGACUUCCUACUCCGGCCGGAAAUAAUCUUGUAAAAGAAACUGCAAUGGAAGUUGGAAAAGGAUGUGAUUUAAAUUCAAAGUCAGGGUCAUCGCCUGUCUCGUCACCCAGGAAGCCCUCUCACCCAGUCUUGGAUUUUUUCAGUGCACACCUUUUAGAAGACUCUUCCUCACCAACCUCUACAUCUACUCAUACCGAUCCACAUGAAGUAAUUGUGAGUGAUCAUCUAGAUGAAAGUCUUCGGAAGGUGGAGAAUAUACUUGACCGCUGGAGCUCGGGUCUUAAGACAAAUAUUUUAUCUGAACUGAGUAAGUGGAGACUUAAUUUUAUUGACUGUCACCGAAUGGAGAUGAAAAAAGAAAAGGAGAAGCACGCGAUGAUUGUGAAGCAGCUGUUGAGGCAGAUCGCUGACUUGAAGGAGCUGCAGAAGGCCUUCGAGCUGUCCCUCGGGAGGAAGGAUGAGGUGAUUUCCAGCUUGUCUCAUGCCAUUGGCAAGCAGAAGGAAAGAAUAGAGUUAAUGAAAACCUUCUACCACUGGAGACUCGGCCAUGUCAAAUCAAGACAGGAUGUUUAUGAGGGUAAACUGGCUGACCAGUACUUUCAGAGAACUUUGCUGAAGAAAGUCUGGAAGGGCUGGCGAUCUGUAGCACAGAGGCAGUGGAGGGAAGUGGUGGAGCGGGCGUGCCAAGCGAGGGCUGAGGAAGUAUGCGUGCAGAUCUCCAAUGAGUAUGAAGCCAAACUUGCUAUGUUUUCUGGAGCUUUGGAAAAUGCAAAAGCUGAGAUUGAAAGAAUGCAACAAGAGAAAGAGCAUUUCGAAGACUCCAUGAAGAAAGCGUUCAUGAGGGGCGUGUGUGCGUUAAACCUGGAAGCCAUGACCAUAUUUCAGAACAAAAACGACGCAGGGACAGACUUCUCGAAUACUAAAAUGGAAGAGACUGGAUGUCCAGGAAGAGAGCCUUCUGCACAUUUGGAUACAUCUUCGUCUACAAUGCCCUCAGCAGUUCCACUACAGCUGCUGCCGACUGCACCAGUAGCAGCAGGAGUGGCCAGCGCCACUGCCGUUCCCUCUGCUGCUUCCAUGGCCUCUGCUGGAGCUACAUCUGCUUCUUCUGUUCACGCCCCUGUCUCUGUUCUCGUCACAGGGUCCACAGCUACUGCUGCCCCAGGAGAAAUGUACAUGCCGAGAGUUGUGACGUCAGCACAACAGAAAGCCGGGAAGACGAUUACAGCUCGGAUCACGGGUCGGUGCGAUUUUGCUUCCAAAACUAGAAUCAACAGCAGCUUGGCAAUAAUGGGAGUUUCUCCUCCCAUGAGCUCGGUCGUCGUGGAGAAGCAUCAUCCAGUCACGGUGCAAACCAUUCCUCAGGCAACUGCCGCCAAGUACCCACGGAGCAUCCGUCCCGAAAGCGGCAUCCCAGCCUCCAGGCCCCUCGGAGCCAGGCCAGCCCACAACCAGUCUCUCGCAAGUGUUCAGUCCAUAAAAGUGGUUGAUUAGAGGGACUGGUCACACCCAGGCCUUUGAAUCUCUCUGAUAAGGACUUUCCUGGGGGCAGAGGGUUUUACUUUUGACUUCUCUGUACUGUUAGAACAUCAUAGGCACAUCAUGCUCAUCUUCCAAAAUUACAGAC
Messenger RNA from Acomys russatus (golden spiny mouse), 1950 nucleotides. It is a transcript of the gene Poc5, whose product is annotated as POC5 centriolar protein. Gene Ontology annotation, cellular component: centrosome. The record is from RefSeq and is a predicted model, not a curated record. Lineage: Eukaryota; Metazoa; Chordata; Mammalia; Rodentia; Muridae. The transcript has 12 exons. Bases 138 to 1817 code for a protein of 559 amino acids.